AUGGCAGCGCAGUCAAACCUGCGCAGAACGGCAGCCGAGGAUGCGCUGGCCGAGUUCCUGGAGAAAUGGACGAGCAUCCUGGGCAGGCGGCUGCGCUCCACGUCGCGAACCACCCGCACCCUCGCCACCCUCUCGCUCGCCAUGUCCAUCAUCCUGGGCGCCGAGGGAGGCAGGCGGUGGUGGAAGAAGAGGCGGCAUGAGCACGAGCAGGGGCGCAAGCUGGUGCGCACCAAUUCGUGGCUGCACAACAAGGACGGCUCGCGAACAAUCUAUGUGCCCUACAAGGAUGGCACUUCCAAGGUCGUCAUCAACACCACGAAGCCGCUGACCUUUGAGGCGCAUAGGCGGCUGUUUCUGAACCCGCCGAGGGUGUCUGGGCUUGGCGAUGGCACUGUCCCGUCCGCGCAGACGAAGCCUGGCUUGAACUUGGCGUUUCUGCAUCAGUUCCUUAGUCUUAUGAGCAUCAUGAUUCCGCGGUGGUCGAGCAAGGAGGCUGGUUUGCUCAUCAGCCAUAGCGUCUUUCUGAUGUUGCGGACAUACUUGUCUCUGGUGGUGGCUCGUCUUGACGGUGAGCUUGUCCGAGACCUUGUUGCCGGCCAUGGAAAGGCCUUCCUCUGGGGCAUAGUAAAGUGGUGUGGGCUGGGCACAUUUGCCUCUUAUACGAAUGCCAUGAUCAAGUUUCUCGAGUCCAAGGUAUCGAUUGCCUUCCGAACACGGCUGACUCGAUAUAUCCACGACAUCUACUUGAACGAGAAUCUCAACUACUACAAGCUGUCUAAUUUAGACGGAGGCGUGGGCCAAGGAGCUGAUCAGUUCAUCACCCAAGAUCUAACGCUGUUUUGCGCCUCGGCCGCCAAUCUCUAUUCCUCUCUUGGCAAGCCAUUUGUCGACAUUUGCGUCUUCAGCUUCCAGCUUUACCGGUCUCUGGGCCCAAUAGCCUGGGUUGGUCUGAUGAGCAACUACUUCCUGACGGCGAGCAUCCUGCGGAAGCUGUCCCCGCCGUUCGGCAAGCUGAAGGCGGUUGAGGGCCGGAAAGAAGGAGACUUCCGUAGUCUGCAUGCCCGCUUGAUUGCCAAUGCCGAAGAAGUAGCCUUCUAUGGCGGUGCGGAGAUGGAGAAGACGUUCCUCAACAAGGAGUACAAGUCGCUCAAGAGCUGGAUGGAGGGCAUCUACAUGCUAAAGAUCCGCUACAAUAUCCUGGAAGACUUUAUCCUCAAGUAUAGCUGGAGUGCUUACGGUUAUCUGCUUGCCUCCUUGCCUGUCUUCCUGCCGGCCUGGGGUGGUGUUGGCGGUGCGGCUGAGAUGAGCGAGGGCAGCGAGAAGGGCAGCAGAGAGCGCAACCGCAUGAAGAGCUUCAUCACGAACAAGCGGCUGAUGCUUUCGCUGGCCGACGCUGGUGGACGCAUGAUGUACUCUAUCAAGGACCUGGCUGAGUUGGCUGGCUACACCAGUCGCGUCUAUACGCUCAUCUCGACUCUUCACCGGGUUCAUGCCAACGCCUACUAUCUUCGAAGCGGGCAGAGCGAGCUCUACUCCUUGUCUGAUGUUCAGGGAACGAUUCAGAAGGGCUUCGACGGUGUUCGCUUUGAGCAGGUGCCGGUCGUUGCCCCUGGUCUCUGGCCCCAGGGUGGAGAAGAGCUGAUAGAGUCUUUGGACAUGAUUGUCCGGAGGGGCGAGCAUCUCUUGAUCUCUGGGCCCAACGGCGUUGGCAAGAGUGCCAUUUCCAGGAUACUGGCUGGCCUUUGGCCCGUCUACCGAGGCCUGGUCAGUCGACCGAAGAACAUUGGCGAAGACGGCAUCAUGUUUCUGCCUCAGCGGCCGUACCUGAGCCCCGGCACCCUUCGAGAUCAGGUCAUUUAUCCGGAUGGCCACCUGGAUAUGCGGGAAAAGCGCAAGUCUGAGCACGACCUGCAGAAGAUACUUGAGGCGGCUCGCCUUGGCUACCUGCCUGAUCGCGAAGGGGGCUGGGACACGCGCAAGGAGUGGAAGGACGUGCUCAGUGGAGGUGAGAAGCAGAGGAUGCAGUUUGCACGUCUCUUGUACCAUGAGCCGCAGUAUGCGAUCAUCGACGAGGGCACGAGUGCUGUCUCGAGUGACGUGGAGGGUUUGUUGUACGAAACCUGCAAGGAAAGGGGCAUCACACUGAUUACCAUUUCGACGCGAGCUUCCCUCAAGAAAUACCACACCUUCAACCUCCAGCUAGGCGUCGGCGACCAGGGCGACGGCUGGGAAUUUGAGCGCAUCGGGACGGAGCGCGAGAAGAUGCAGGUGGAGAAGGAGGUGCAGGAGCUGCGCGAGCGGCUGUCGCAGGUGGACGAGCUGAAGAGGAGGCGGGACGAGAUUGAGAGGGAGCUGGCGGCGGUGUGGACGGACAAGGGCGAGAUGCUGGAGGCGCCGUCUUUUUCGUACACGAGCAGCAGCGGCGUCGAUGUCGAUGUCGAUGGCGUUCAGGAUCAGGAUGAGGCUGUGGAGACGGCCGAGGCGUGA
Trichoderma citrinoviride is the source of this 2487-nucleotide messenger RNA. RefSeq lists its product as hypothetical. Bases 1 to 2487 code for a protein of 828 amino acids. Gene Ontology annotation, cellular component: peroxisomal membrane. Lineage: Eukaryota; Fungi; Ascomycota; Sordariomycetes; Hypocreales; Hypocreaceae. The record is from RefSeq and is a predicted model, not a curated record. The transcript has 4 exons. Gene Ontology annotation, molecular function: ABC-type transporter activity; long-chain fatty acid transmembrane transporter activity; ATP hydrolysis activity. Gene Ontology annotation, biological process: long-chain fatty acid import into peroxisome; peroxisome organization; fatty acid beta-oxidation.